This is a messenger RNA of Cebus imitator (Panamanian white-faced capuchin), 1411 nucleotides long. Its product is annotated as histone H3.1. The coding region runs from base 957 to 1367 and encodes 136 amino acids. The record is from RefSeq and is a predicted model, not a curated record. Gene Ontology annotation, cellular component: nucleosome. The transcript has a single exon. NCBI's taxonomy places the organism in Eukaryota, Metazoa, Chordata, Mammalia, Primates, Cebidae. Gene Ontology annotation, molecular function: DNA binding; structural constituent of chromatin; protein heterodimerization activity.
AAAAGGUAGAAUAUGGCCUGCCUCCUGUUAAUAUAAAAGAGGUCACAAUUCAUAUUUUAGUGUUUUGAGACUUUUAAAAUGAUUGCAUUAGCUUUUGGCAAUGCUAAAUUAUGUUCCUUGCGGAAUACCAUCCAGUUUCUCUUGGGCCAAGUCCACCUCCUGCUCCCAAAAGGAACAAUUCCCAGCUGGUGGUACCUGGCGGCGGUGAAGGAGAACGGCCAUUUUGCGACCAGCAGAGUACACUUAGGCUUUAGAGAACAAAAGCUGCAGAACGCUGCAAAUUUAGGAUUCAGAGAGCAUAAACAAGAGAAAGACGUUUCAUGGACAAUGCUUCUAUGAGUGAUAGUGCUAUCCUGUUUGAGAUGCUUUGCAGAUUUCAUUAACGCUUCUAAGUCAAGGCGUUACAAAGGAAUCCACUUCUGAAAGAUUUCAGAAAUUCCUGGAAAGGGUACAUUUCCGGAGAGGAGGCGAGCAAUAUUCUCUCUUGUUCUCUCCUAAAGGGCUGAAGGUUAUACAGAAUUGGAGAACUGUAAUACCUUUGGGAUCAAUGUCUUGUUUUAUGAAAAAGUGCCCUUAGGUUAUGAAAACGACGUGUAGAAGAAACAAGUCCAAGCCGGCGCACUGGCUUGGCCUGUAAUCCUAGCUACUCCGGACGCUGAGGCGGGAGGAUCCUUUGAGCCCGAGAGUUGAGGCCAGCUCAGGGAAUAAAGCAAAACUAAACUAAAAUAAUAAUAAAAUGCCACUUAAAAGUAAUAAUCUAGAUUUGGAAUAGAAUAUAGUAGCUAGUGAAAGUGCAGGUUUGUUGCUGGCUUGAAGAUAGACCAAUCAGAGCUUGUAACGUCAUACUCAGAGUCUUCUAUCAUCCAAUCACUGCACUUUACAUACUAUAAAAAGCAGAGCUGCUCUCGGCGUGCUUACAUUACUGUUUGCUCUUGUGCUGUGUGUUUCCUUCUGUUAUGGCUCGCACUAAGCAGACUGCUCGGAAGUCUACGGGUGGCAAAGCGCCGCGCAAACAGCUGGCCACCAAGGCGGCUCGCAAGAGCGCUCCCGCCACCGGUGGCGUGAAAAAGCCUCACCGGUACCGCCCCGGCACCGUGGCUUUGCGCGAGAUCCGCCGUUAUCAGAAGUCCACAGAGCUGCUGAUUCGUAAACUACCUUUCCAGCGCCUGGUGCGCGAGAUUGCGCAGGACUUUAAAACGGACCUGCGUUUCCAGAGUUCCGCUGUGAUGGCUCUGCAGGAGGCGUGUGAGGCCUACUUGGUAGGGCUGUUUGAAGACACCAAUCUGUGCGCCAUCCACGCCAAGCGCGUUACUAUCAUGCCCAAGGACAUCCAGCUCGCUCGCCGCAUCCGCGGAGAGCGGGCGUAAUUACUCUGGCAUCUUUCACUGCCCAAUCAAAGGCUCUUUUCAGA